Molecule: messenger RNA, 582 nt
Organism: Aspergillus luchuensis
Lineage: Eukaryota; Fungi; Ascomycota; Eurotiomycetes; Eurotiales; Aspergillaceae
Exons: 1
Coding region: 1-582 (193 amino acids)
Source: RefSeq, a predicted model, not a curated record
AUGGCAGCCCCCACCCAAUCCCAUAACGCCUUACCCGAUGGCUUCAGUGUCACUACUAUCACUCUUGACCUGAAUCGCGCGGAGUUCAAACGGUUUCUACACGCCAGCCAAGACGUGCCCGGAACGAAAGAGUAUUGGUCGGCUCCCCCAACCUCCAUUCUUUGGCUCAGCUGUCAUCCCCACAAUUCUUACUACGACAAGGACGGCAAGGGCUGGGAGGCUAUCGAGAGAAAACAUGUUGCGACGCUGAUCCGCGCCUUUACAAACAUCCGAGCGAAAUUCCCGACUCUCCAACCGGUAUACGGUGUUAUAGCCAUUGGGGUGGAUCUGCGACUGUACAGGGAGAGGCUGAACACAGAGAAUGAAGCCGAGAAUGGAAAGCUUGCGGUGGAGCAGUUCUGGUUCAACGAAAAGAACGUUUUUCACGAUUUUAACGACAUCGAAAUCGUGAAGCAGUGGAUGUCAUCCAUCCCUCUCAACUUUGAGCCGGAUACACGUCUUAAGUCUGACCUUAAGGAACUCUAUGGUUGGGAUCCCAUUUUCAUCGACUUGUUGGGUAUGUCUUGGCUGGAUUCAGAUUGA